Diachasmimorpha longicaudata is the source of this 4752-nucleotide messenger RNA. RefSeq lists its product as uncharacterized. The transcript has 9 exons. Bases 1 to 4752 code for a protein of 1583 amino acids. The record is from RefSeq and is a predicted model, not a curated record. NCBI's taxonomy places the organism in Eukaryota, Metazoa, Arthropoda, Insecta, Hymenoptera, Braconidae.
AUGCAUCAAGGAACCCAUGUUGUCGAUCCUGAAAACGCUAACGUAACAUACGGAAAGCUUAUCCAUGCCGGAAUUUUCACUGAGCAACAACAAAUGUAUACAGGGUCCUCUUUAUCUUAUUGUGAAGGGUGCACCGGCGUGUUUGGGGGGUGGUUUGGAACCGAAAAGUCCUUUUCCACUUUUCGCCCCGACGCACCCCUAUCGAGAUAUGGGGGUGAAAAGACCGGCCAAUGGGGCGCGAGCUUUGCGCGGCUGUACGUCCGUGUGCCGCGGACAUUUAGCGCCCAAAUAACAAUGAAGGCCCCCGGUCAGGCCAAAAGGUCGACAGCGACACCUCGGGUCACUAGGCCCCGAGCUGACCCCGGAAGUACCGAAAAUCGUUCAGUUCAUCGUAGUCCAUCAUCAAGCGCGUCUGAUUUUCAUACCAUUCAAUUACCAUCCAGUGGAUUAUUCCUUACAAAUUCCUCCCACAUCCACCCCUAUAGAUUAGAAACUCCCCAAACAUUGGUCCUUCGAGCCGGAUCGUGGAAUAUUCGAGGUUCACACGAGUGUCAGCAAGGAUUCCAACGCAGGACAAUCAACGAGGGAUUAACCAUCGAGAUACUUUGUUUACCUUACGAACAAAGGACAAGGGAGACUCAACAGGAGUCGUGCUCAUGGGCAGAUGCGACGGAGGAAAUCAAAUUGGCAGGACCACAUGAUUCUCUCCAUGUGGAAGCUCCAAUGACAGACAUGCUCAAACCCAUAGGAGCAAUUAAGACUAGAAAAUCGACCAUCGGAGCCUUGGACCAGGAAAUCACCGCAGCUCAACGUAGCAAAUUAAGGAUGAUUAAAGCAAAGGCUCACAUCAUCAGAGAAGUGCACCAGGAACUAUCCCGGGUACACGAGAUGCGGGCUCCAUACACCAUUGAGGAGUUGGAGAGCCAACGUGACAUUAUUGGUUCUGAGUGGGCAGAGCUCAAUAAAAUCAACGACCAGCUGAUAGAUUCUUUGCCGGCAGAGCAUGAGUACCAUGAGGGCAAAGAAUACGAUGAAGCAUCCCACUACAAACGAGGCUGCUUAACAUUAAUGGGCCAGAUUAGAGGCCAGAUUAUCCACGUUCGGGAUGCAGCUAGAUCGCAGGACGCGACGUACGCCCAUCAACUGGGGACGCUCAAAAUUAAGCCCUUUGACGGGAAGAGAGAGGAGUGGAGGGAAUUCAGCGAGUCCUUCCUGACGAUGGUAGGAAACGACGAGAGCAUUCCCCCAGUCAAGAAGCUCAUGUGGCUAAAGACAUUUUUGAAAGGAAUGCCAGCUGAGCUUCUCACUACCUUCAGUACUCAACCAGCAAGCUACGAAAAGGCGUGGCAAAAAUUAGUCAGGAGAUAUGAGGAUCCAAGCACAUCAGCCACUGCAGAAAGCCUCGGAUCCAGAGCCUCAACAGUGGUCGAAACCCUCGACCAGCUGAAGGAUGUUCCAGGAUUAGACACCGAGAACAUCACUGAGCAGUUCUUCGCCCACAUACUAAGGAGAUCCCUAGAUGUGGAUACUCUUAAGCAGUGGGAGGUGAAGCUGGGAACAUCCAAGGACUUCCCUAGUCUGCAAGAAUUUGUGGACUUCCUUGAGGCUUAUGGGAGAGCACUCAACGCAGGGGCUAGCCUUAAGGACCAUCAAGAGAGCGGUCCGGCAACCAAGAAAAUCAAGAGUGGAUACAUGACAACGCAGCAGCCAGAGAGCCAUUCAACAGAGAAGCUACUCCCCAAAACGAACUGUGCAUAUUGCAAGGGCAGGCACUUUAUUGCCCUGUGUCCACUAUUUAAGACGCUCAUCCCAGUGAAGAGGAAUGAGUUCGUUGUGCACAAGGAAUUAUGCUUCAGGUGCUUGGGUCCUCAUCGCAAGCCGAAGUGUAAAUCUACAAAGACGUGCCAUGAGUGCAACAGGGAUCACCACACGCUCAUCCACAACGGCAGUUCAUGGACAACAACGCCAGCGGUCGGAACUGGACUCAAAUCAAAGGACAGAAAUGAUGAGCAUCCAAAGCCAGGCACCUCAACCAGACUCAGUACAUCAUCAGCAUCAUCAGAAAUCAGCACUCCGAGGAUCAAUGAGAGGUCAACAGAAAUCCACGCAGUACAUCAGCCAGAAGACGAUCAGCAAGCGGUAUUACUCGCCACCGCUAGACUCAGAGCGCAUUCACCUAGAGGAUUCAUGGUGAAGGCAAGAGCGCUAAUUGAUCAAGGAUCAGAGUUAUCCUUUAUUACCGAUCAAUUAGCACAUCAACUGCAACUCAAGAGAAGGCCAUCAUCAACAGAAUUAGUAGGAAUUGGCGGAAUAAAUUCAGGCAUCACCAAGGGCGUAGUGACUGUCAUUCUUCAAUCAACUCAGGGGCAGAGGCACAUCACAAUCAGCGCCCACGUAUUGAAAAAACUGACGACUACACUGCCAUCAUUUUCAUGUACAUUAGCAGACAUCGGCUCACUAGAGAAUCUUCAACUAGCCGAUCCUCAAUACCUCAGACCUGGACCGAUCGACAUCAUCAUAGGAGCAGAUUAUUAUGGGCGGAUCAUCGAGAGUCAAAUCAUCAAGUCUAGACGAACAGCAGUAGUUGGCCAACGCACAGCAUUUGGGUGGAUACUAUCAGGACCAGUCAAAUGCACAAGUUGUUUAACGAAGAUUUCUUUAUCUGCAGUACGGGAAUCAUCAAACGAACAACUACUAGAGCUUCUCCAGAAAUUUUGGGUCCAGGAAGAAUUGCCAAUUCAACAUCAACAAUCAGAGCUGUCAAUAGAGGAACUCGAGUGCGAGAAGCACUUUCAAGAAACCCACCGCAGAGACGAAUCCGGACGCUACAUAGUGAGACUUCCAUUGAGGACGUCAUCAGCAGCGCUCGGCGAUUCAAAAAACAAGGCCUCACGUCAAUUAAAGUCAGUCAUCAGCAGGCUCAACAAGGAUCAAGCAUAUGCCCAACUCUACGAGGAAUUCAUCAGGGAGUACGAGGAAUUGGGACAUAUGACAAGAGCGUCAAAACUUCCAGAAUCAUCAACAGCCUACUAUCUACCGCAUCAUGGAGUUUUAAGAGAGAACGCCAUCACAACAAAGCUGAGAGUUGUAUUCAACGGCUCCAGCGCCAGUUCAUCAGGUAUGUCACUUAACGACAUUUUAUAUCCUGGUGUUAAAUUACAGAUCAACCCGAUGAACGUCUUAACCUGGAUGAGAAGACAUAAGCUCGUCUUUGGGACGGACAUCGUCAAGAUGUUUAGACAGAUCAAAGUACAUCAGGACGACUGGGAUCUUCAAAGGAUACUGUGGAUCGAUGACAAUCAACAGGAGAUCACGUUCCAGCUAACCACAGUGACCUACGGUCUUAAUUGUUCGCCCUGGUUAUCACUCAGAGUGCUCCAACAAUUAGCAGACGAUGAAGGACACCGUUUCCCAGUAGCAGUCGAAGCGAUCACGAGAGGUCGUUACGUCGACGACAUAUACGGAGGGUCCGACUCAGAAGAAGGCCUCAAGGAAAUAGCAGUGCAGCUUCAAGGACUAUGCAAAGCAGGCGGUUUCGAUCUACAAAAGUGGAGCAGUAAUUGUCCAGAAGCUCUUCAUCAACUAGGCCUAACAACAGAGAGCAGUCUGAUUCAAUUUGAGGAAUCAGUGACAAAGGUACUUGGGUUGUGUUGGCACCAGUCAACCGACACAUUCAGGUACAAAUCGAGGAGAUUCAACGCAGCUACCAUCACAAAAAGAACAGUGUCAUCGGAGAUAGCUCAGAUCUUCGAUCCAUUGGGAUUCAUCGCCCCAGUGGUAGUACAAGGGAAAGUUCUCCUGCAGGAGCUAUGGAAGCUCAAAGCCAACUGGGAUGAUCCUCUUCCAGAGGAGUAUAAGGAACGUUGGAGGACAUUCCGAGGAGAUCUCACCAACUUAGACAGAGUUACUGUACCCAGGUGGAUACAGUUAACAUCAAAGACUACCAACAUCCAAAUCCACGGAUUCGCAGAUGCAUCAACGGUAGCCAUGAGUGCAGUGGUCUACCUUAGAACGAGAUCAAGCAACGAGAAUCCAUCAACAACUUUAGUAUGUGCAAAAACCAAGGUCGCACCAAUCAAAAGGAUGACCAUACCUCGGCUAGAGCUCACAGCAGCUCUACUCUUAACCCAGCUAGUGGAUUCAAUAUACGAGAUGCUUCAACUAGACCGGAAUCAGAUGGAAACUUAUCUCUGGUCAGACUCAUCAGCCACACUAGCCUGGAUCAGAAGCCCAGCCUCAAGAUGGAAGGAUUUCGUCCAUAACAGGGUCAUCAAAAUACAGGAAACGCUACUAAAGGCCAUAUGGAGACACGUCAGUGGCAAAGAAAACCCAGCUGACUGUGCCUCAAGAGGAAUCUCACCAAACGAGUUAGUAGAUCAUCCACUCUGGUGGUCAGCACCAAGCUGGAUUAAUCAGGAUCCAGACAACUGGCCUCAAUCAACCAUAGACGUAUCAAAAAUGGAUACUCCAGAGGUGGCCAAGGAAGCAAAACCAGUACCAGCACAUCCAGCAAGGAUGAAAAUCAGCAAGGUAGCAGAACUCCUCAACCGAUACAGCAAAAUGGCCAAACUGUUAGCAGUAACAGCGACUAUCAACAGAGCGAUCGACAGAUUCAGCCGGCGCCCAACGCCCCCGGGACCUGUCCUGACAACUAGAGAACUAAAUGAAGCAAGAACAUUCUGGACUUUUGCAGAGAGAUCAUCAGUUACCAAGAAGCCAUUAGCUAGCCAAGCUAACACCAACGCUAGAUGA